AUCCGAAACCCUUUUGCAAGGCUAUAGGAAUCGGGUGCAAAAUGGCGGUAGAGGCGGCAGUGAAUCGCUUGGAAGCUUUGGUUGAAAAAAUCGACGCAGAUUUGAACUAUGCCGUGCUGAAAUUGUCAAACGGGUUCGACAAAAGUUCUGAGGAUGGUUUACGAAGCGGAAUUAAUCCAGUUCGUCUUAUUGAAAGACUUCAGAAAGCAAAGCAAGAUUUCAGGACUUUAAUGAAAGAAAGUGAUGAAAUAGAAACAAAUCAAAAGACAAUAUCACAGGAAUUGUCAAGAUUAACAUCAGACCAAAUAAGGAUGGUUAACAAACUUCAGCUACACACUGGAAUGCAGCAAUCCAGUACACAUGUUGACAAUGAAGAGUUUAGGAUUCUUCAUCAGGAGUGUGUACCGGAUUUAAUGCAAAAUACAACAUGCAGAUCCCUUGACAGUGCUUUCCAACCUGUGACAGAAAAUGAAUUCAUGAGCAUCUCAGAUUUGGUGCGUGGAAGGUCAAAGUUAGAAGAUGUCAACCAGGUUUAUGAUGUUUUGUUCACAUAUUUUCAAAAGAAUCGUAAGGCCAGUUGUCUAACAUUGAAAGAAAUGACAAAACUUGGUUUGAAAGUUACCGGAGCGACCGGAAACGCGAAAUUGAAGGUUUUGAAAACUUUAAAAAUUAUCGACAUCGGAAAAGAUGGAAGUGUGAAGAUGCUGUAGACACGCUCGAUCCUUGGGGAAACCAAUAGAACAAGGGAAACAUUGAUCCGGAGACAAUAUUAUCUAUACAUGAAUUUUAAAUGGAGACUAGCUGUUCAGGACGCCUGAAGCUUUUGUACACGAAGUUAAAGCGGUUGCAACUUGCAAAUAAGUUGUAGCCGCUGCUUCGGUCACAAAGCGAUGUAUGAUGGUAUGGUAAAUUUCCAUGGUAAAGGACAUGUCUGAGUCUUGUUUUUCCAUAACUGCUUGACGUCUAUAGUUUCGACAAAAUAUCUAUAUAAAGAAACUUUCUCGAUGAAGAAACGCAUACAGCUAUUAUAAUUUUUGCACACGCUUAAAUAUUCGCAGCGUUUUCAGAACUUUGCCUAUUUUUAAAGCUGGUUACUUUGUUUGUAUAUAUUUCUCAAAAAGUAGAUAAAGUGAAUGGCCAUGCAAAUGCAUUGUUUAUGCAUUUAUGGUCACAUAACCUAGCUCUUCCCAGAAAUUAAGUUGAAAACUUUUAACAUUUGAUCAUAAAAUAAUUCACAAUGCAGUAUUUUAUACACAACUAUGCACUACUAUAGUGUUCUUUAUCGUAAACGCGACUGUAAUAUAUUAUAAGUCCCAGGCAAUAGGAACAAUCAUUGAAAAUAGAAAGGUGUUUUAUUUUAUAUAUUUGCAUAUAGUUUUUUAACAUUUAGGCAUGAACAUUAUACAGUAUACGCUGAUUGUAUAUAUAUAUAUAGCUAAACAUAAUUGAAAAGUUAGGCAAAGUUAAAAAUAUAUAGCUAAACAUAAUUGAAAAUAUAGGCGUACACCUAUAGGUAUAGCUAUGAUUUUUGCAGAUGGAAACAUAUUGAUGAUGACAAUAAUAUAUACAUUAAUUUUAUUUUAACUGGAUUAAAUUGCAGUUUAGAGUUCAAUUAAAGAUUAUUUACUCACACCAGAAACCAAAAUUUAUAUUUGCAAAAGAAUAGUAUAUAAAUCUGGAUUCAUUGCAGUGCUGAAGAAAUGGCAAAAGGAAAUGAAUGAGAAAUGGGAUUGAUUUGUACUCAUCUCAUUUAUACACAAAUUGCCGACUUUAUUUAAGUUGCCCAAUUUGCAUUUUGUGUUUGUAAGCUACCACCUUCCUUUAAUUGUUGUGGUUUACAUUGAUUUAUCCCAGAGCACUGAUUCAUUCAUUCCAAAGUGGUUCAUGCAAAUUAUUUUUGAAAUCUAAAAAUCGUAGAUUUUAUAGAACGGAAUAACAAAUCCUCGAAAUGAAUUAAGUUCUAUAUCAAUUGGUUCAGCAUUGUUCGUUAUAAAACUAAAAGUUUUGCUGGGUUUUUUCCUCCUACUACAUACGGUAAAGUAUUUUCUUCAGUCAUCGUUAUCAGAGACAUAAAGCAAACAAAAUACCUCUGCUGACGCAAUUAACUAAACACUUUAUUUAAGAUGCGCAACCACAAUUUUUAGUAUUGUGUUUGUAAGCUACCACCUCCCUUCAAUGUUGUGGUUUACAUUCAUUUAUUCCAGAUCACUGAUUUUGAAAUCUAAAUUUCGUAGAUUUUUCCACGAAAUAACAAUUCCUAGAAUGAUUUGUAUCUCACUUGGUUAACCAUUGUUUGUUAUAUUGCAAAAUUUGCCACAUCAGUGAUCAUUGAAAUCCAUAAUACGUAGA
Messenger RNA from Dendronephthya gigantea, 2349 nucleotides. Its product is annotated as spindle and kinetochore-associated protein 2-like. Gene Ontology annotation, cellular component: outer kinetochore; spindle microtubule. The record is from RefSeq and is a predicted model, not a curated record. The transcript is spliced from 8 exons. Gene Ontology annotation, biological process: cell division; chromosome segregation; mitotic cell cycle. Gene Ontology annotation, molecular function: microtubule binding. The coding region runs from base 42 to 710 and encodes 222 amino acids. NCBI's taxonomy places the organism in Eukaryota, Metazoa, Cnidaria, Anthozoa, Malacalcyonacea, Nephtheidae.